Messenger RNA from Saccharomyces eubayanus, 537 nucleotides. RefSeq names its product Mg-dependent acid phosphatase. Gene Ontology annotation, molecular function: acid phosphatase activity. The record is from RefSeq and is a predicted model, not a curated record. The coding region runs from base 1 to 537 and encodes 178 amino acids. The transcript has a single exon. NCBI's taxonomy places the organism in Eukaryota, Fungi, Ascomycota, Saccharomycetes, Saccharomycetales, Saccharomycetaceae.
AUGGCCAAUUAUCCAGACGUGGCUGCAUUUGACUUAGAUUAUACCGUCUGGCCUUGCUAUUGUGACACUCAUUUACAUGGUCCCUUCAAGCCGGUGAAAAGUAAAAAUGGCGAAGUACUCACAAUUAUUUGUAGAGAUGGUUACGAGCUCACAAUUUAUAAGGACAUUCCACGUAUACUGAGCGAUUUAAAGGAGAAUAAAGUUAAACUAAUGACUGCAUCAAGAACAUGGGCCCCUGAAAUUGCGCAGGAAAUACUGAAAAUAUAUAAAGUCAAGUACAAUGGCUCCUUACUUCCGUUGGCCGAUUUAUUUGACGAGUUUCAGUGGGGUGAGAGAAGUAAGAUCGGCCAUUUGAGGGACGGUUUAAGAGAUCUUUAUGGCACUGACGAUUUAAAAUCAAAAAAAAUAUGUUUAUUUGAUGAUGAAAGUAGAAAUAAAGAAGUAGAGAAGUUUGGCGUCAAAUUCGUUUAUGUAACAGAUCCAGAAAACGGACCUUCUUGGAAGCUUUAUCAAGACUACCUGGAUGGAAAGUGUUGA